Orbilia oligospora ATCC 24927 is the source of this 1869-nucleotide messenger RNA. RefSeq lists its product as uncharacterized. Bases 1 to 1869 code for a protein of 622 amino acids. Gene Ontology annotation, molecular function: protein binding. The record is from RefSeq and is a predicted model, not a curated record. The transcript is spliced from 3 exons. Lineage: Eukaryota; Fungi; Ascomycota; Orbiliomycetes; Orbiliales; Orbiliaceae.
AUGUCGGUUGAAUGUGGUACAUCGAGGCAGGAUGUCUUUGACUUCCUGGGCCUUCCUUUAGAUGUCCUAAAAAUGAUAUUCGAUCGUCUCGGAACAAGAGCCCUAUAUCGUCUUGCUCAAUGCAACCACCUGCUCUUCGAACUUGUCAUCCCACAUCUCUACAAAGACUUCAGGGUAACGGUACGGCGGCGUAGAGAGGAUCUUGACGAAAGAUUGACAUCUGCUUUGGACACACUGACAUCAACCGACAAUAACUAUGCGUCUCAUAUUCACGACUUCGCUGUUGCCGGAGAAUGGUUCAAGACAUAUGCGAAUGCCGACUCGGAGUACGCCAAGAAGGGAAAGCUUUCCCCAGGUGUCCUCAUGCUAAACUCACUCGUCAAAAUUGCAGUGAUGCGCAUGAACAACAUCGAGAGCUUUGCAUGGGACAUCAGAGACGUACCUCUAAGCAAAGGGCUCAUUACUAUGCUUCAGUCACGGACGACCUUGAAAAACCUUCGUUUCAGACUGGCAGAACGGCUACACCCAAAUCUAAGGGCUGCGGGGAUGGAACCUUGCUUCACUGGCUUUAAAAACAUCAAAAUACUCACGAUCAUGCUUAUAGAGACUUUAGAGCAGCUUCGACAAGUUGGCGACAUUGUAUCUGACUCCCCGGAUAUGGUUGGGAUCAAAGUGGCGCUGAAACCAAAUAUUCCUGGCACAGAGGGUAUGGACAUGUCUAAAAUCCUAUUCAGAGGCCCUCGGAGAGCAUUGAGUGAAUCCCUAUCGAAUUUACGAAAUAUCAAUCUGCCAGAUGAGAGCUAUAGUGCUUCGGAAGGGUUCCAAGAGGAACCUUAUGAAUCUAUGUCUGAUCAGGAGGGCGGUUAUCGUUUUGAGGACUUCCAUUACCCACAAAAACAUGCCUUCGUAUCGCUCAAACUGUACAGGGUAAUGUUUCCACCGCAGAGCAACCACCUUUCGCGGGUAAUAGACUUUUCAAAAUUAGUCCGUCUAUCUCUAUGGCAGUGUGGCACUCACCCCGCCUUCUGGAGGUCUCUUACUUCGAGCACGGAGCAACUAGUGCCUCGAUUGCAAUGUAUAAUCACAGAUGAUGCAAUCCCGGAGCUGGCAGAUUUCUUAGACUCCUUUUCUGGGCUACAAGAGUUCUAUCUCGUCCAUAGCUCCGGCAACAUGACUAUGGAGCAACUAACGCGAGGGUUACUCAAGCACUACGAGUGUCUGAAAUGCCUUGCGGUUUAUCAUCUCGAACCCGAUAAUUUGGUUUUCGACAAGAAGGCAGUCCGUAUGCUUUUGAGGAAGUGUAACGGGCUUAGAGAGUUGGCGCUCUCCGUCAAAGAUGAAGAUUGGUCCUAUUUCGUUAAUACAUUGGAGAGCCUGACAUCGCUUCUAGCCAUCCAUGUUCUUCUCGAGGAUAUUCCUAACAAUGAACAGAUCGCUGGUACGCUUGGCAGCCUUAUGGCGGCAGCCGUUGGGCCACUUCAGGACCUUGAAUAUGUUGUUGUCAACGAUAAAUACUAUCGAGUUGAGGGUAGUGCAGGUGAUGCGGACCCCGAAGAGGCUAGCGAUAUUGAAGACGCAGACGAUGAGGAAAUAUCCCAGCGCACCGGUACAAUGAGUCCACUGGGCAUUUCUAAUACUCCAGCUAUGCCAGAAGGUCUUGGGCCCGGGCCCAGCUCCCCGCUGACAGAGGACCCUAUGAGUGUUGAAAGCUUUCCUCCCUUGUCUCAGACUUCGCAAUUAGUAGCAUCUAGUCCUAAGCGGUCGAGGCCCUUCAAGAAAAGACGGGCGGUACGCUAUGUUGACCUUGACCCAGACCAGAUCGAUAACAUUAACAUAUUUACGGUCCUUCGGACGACGAACCGACGAUAA